GUAACGGCUAUGUUCAUUUAAAAAAAACAAAACAAAACAAACCGUUACACCGUCGUUAUUUUCUCUUCAUAAAAUCAGAUCCCCUAAAAAACAUACAAUUUUCUUCGUUCACUUCUCUCUCUCCCUCCAAGUCCCAAAUAUCUCCUUACUGAAUCCACUGAAUUCUUUUUAAUACCAUCGAGUUUGCAAUUUUCAAGAGAUUUAAUUGUAUGAUUUGGCAAUCAAUGGAUGUUGGGUGCUUGGACUUGGGAUGCAUAUCUGUGUUAGACAAGAACAGCGGCCACACUGUUCUUGAUUCUGUUGACAAAGAAUGUGAUUCGAGUGAGAAGGUUUCUUCGGGUUCUAAGCCCGGAAAGAAUAAAUCACCAAAAGGGACUGGCCAGUCAGCAUUGAAUGCUCUAAACAAAUUUACAUCCCAAAUUAAGAAGCCUUCUCACCGUAAGAAUUCUCCCAUCAACUGGUUCCCACGCAAAAAGGGGGACUCCUACUUGCAGAGGAAAAUCAAAAUGCUGCAGGAAUUAGAUGGAAUGAGUAUGACUCUUGAUGAGGCGCUUGGUGAUUCAAAUCCACAUUAUUCAAGAGUACUGAGAGAGAAAAUUGCAGCAAGAGAGGCCGCAAACAAAGCGGUGGAGGCUCGAAAAGCUGCACUGGUGGAAGCAUCUUGGUGUCGGAUACUAAAAGCAGCCAGGAUCCAAAGCAAGGAAGCAGAAGAGCUGCUGCUUAAGGCAGAGAAAACUGCAGCCGAAGCUUUCGAAGUUGCAAAAGCUAUGGAAGUAAUCAUGUUCGAUAUACCAAAUAGCCCUCAAGUGUCCUGUCAAGUUCAAACAUCUACUGUUAGUGGAGGGGGAUCUACUCCUUAUACGGCCACAACAUCUUUUGCAAGUGUAUUUGAGGUAGAUAAACAAGUAGCUGCAGCAGUCAAAACUGCAUUUACCAGGCUUGCAAACUGUCCUACUUUUGACAAUGAAGAAUUUAAAGAUCUGCUUGAUAGUAAUUCUGAAUUUUCAGAAUAUGAAUUAGAGUCUGGGUCAGAAUUUGAACCAAUAUCUCAAGACAUGGAUUUUACGUUGCCGAUUCCUGGGACAAGACUCAAGAAAUAUAAGAGGAGACAGUCUUUGGACACGUUGAAUAUGACCAAGAUUGUGGAUAUGAUGUUUGAGAGGCUUAGAUGUUUGAAUGAAGAUGAGCUUUCUUCUCUGGCAACAAUUGUUGCUACAUGUGGUUUAAAUGCUGCCUUAGCAGAAGUGGAAAACAGCAAGGUGCAUGAUCCAGGCUCUGCUGCUGAUUAUACCUCGAGUCAAGCUGUUAACCGUCACCGAAGAAUGUCUUCCGUUGGUUCAGGAACAAUAAGAAGGAACGAGGUUCAGUUGGAACUCCCAAGUCUAGACAAGUUCUUGGUCAAGCACGUGUCAAAACUUGAAAGAGAAGUGCAAGAAGCUAAGGAUAGGAGGAAGAACGAACUCAUGGAAGGGAAUCAAGGGAAUACAGAUACAACUGGUGAUGGAAAGGUCACUUUAGAUGGUAAAAAGACUUCAUCCGAGAGUAUUUCUGAUCUGGGAACUAUUCUUGUGAAGCAUUCCUCAAAGUUAGAGAAAGAGAUUGAAGAGGCAAAGAAAAAUACGAGGAAAAGUUUCAAAAUUAUUUCAAAGAAACUGGCAAGUGACUUAACCAUAUCCGAGGGCAUUUCUGACCUGGGAAGUAUGUUGAUUAAGCAUCCAUCGAAGCUUGAAAAGGAAGUUCAGGAGAUGAGAAAAAACUCAGGAAAAACGUUUGACAUCGAUGGCAAGGAACUUGGACGUCGAGCACCAAACUCUCCAAGAAAAUAUGUUCCAGAAGUACCAAGCCUGGAUAAAAUUCUGGUUAAACAUGUGUCAAGACUAGAAAAAGAGGUUCAAGAAGCAAAAAACAGAAAGAAAAAUGAAUCCGUUGAAGAAAGAAGAUUAGAGAAAGAAAAUGUGAACUUGAAUAAAGAAGAGAAUGGACUGGAAACGGAGAAAACGCAAGCAUUGUCAUUGGGAAGCAGCUGUGGAAAUUACAGGCACCAAAACAAAUUCGGAGGAAAUGCUACUGCAGAUUGUGAGGGCUUGGACAGAGUUCUGGUCAAGCAUAGCUCUAGACUAGAGAAAGAGAAAAUGGCAUUGAGUCUAAACCAAGAAGAGAUGCAUGUGGAAAGAAGUGGCAGAAAAGCUCAUAUGCAGACGAAUGAAGGUGGUCUGGACCAAAUUUUGGUUAAACAUAAAUCAAAGCUCGAGAGAGAGAAGAUGGCUUCUGCUCAGCAAUCCGGAGAAGAAGUGCCAGCUAGGCUCUCCGUAUCUCGUAGAGAAGCAAGGGAGAGAGAGUUGCAAGAGGCAUGGGGAGGGUUGAGUUUAGGAAACUCCAUCCGCCCACAUCUCUCCAGACUUGAAAGGGACAAGGCUGCUUGGAUUAAAGCUGAAGAGGAGGCAAGAAGGCGAGCCAUGGAGGAGGUGGUGUAAACUCUUUCAGCCAUAUCGCCAAUGCUAGUAGGAAGAUUCUGUAUAUAUAUCUUCAUUAUAUAACAUGAACUGAUUUUCCAUCUUGGGUUUAGAAAACCCUUUGAA
Molecule: messenger RNA, 2579 nt
Organism: Populus trichocarpa (black cottonwood)
Lineage: Eukaryota; Viridiplantae; Streptophyta; Magnoliopsida; Malpighiales; Salicaceae
Exons: 5
Coding region: 210-2474 (754 amino acids)
Source: RefSeq, a predicted model, not a curated record